Molecule: messenger RNA, 2052 nt
Organism: Arabis nemorensis
Lineage: Eukaryota; Viridiplantae; Streptophyta; Magnoliopsida; Brassicales; Brassicaceae
Source: the annotation of a GenBank genome assembly
AUGUAUCAAUGGUCGUCUCUGGCUAGUCUUCUAGGGGAUCACGACUCGAGAGACCCGCCUGAGCUUGGUUUCCGAUCACGCCGCACUAUUUUAUCACCACCGUCGCUCGCCGAAGACGUUAAAUUAGAGCCUUCGAGAUGUCUGAUUCCGAUAUGGACAUUGACGAUGAUGAUGUUCAAGUACAUGAACAAUGGCGCGAGGAAGCGGCGGAGAAAGAUGCCCAUACAAUUGCAGGAGAGUCUGAAUUUCUCCAUAGACCAAUUCAAGCUUCCAAUUCGCAUAGCGGAUCCCUUUUUGUUAUUUCAAAAUGCAUUUAUGGGUAAUAGCUCGUCCCUUGUAGAUGUGAAGAGGCAGUCAUGUCCACUCCUCAAUGGGAACAUUACAACACCUUUAGAUGAGCAAUCAAAAAUCACAAAGGAUUCAUGCGGGAGCUUCGAAAACUCAGAAAAGGUACAAGCUUUAGCUGAAGAUAAAGGAAACUCACAACCUAAUAUUUCCGGGAACACUGCGAAGAAUGUUAACUUGGAAGAUGGAAAAGGGAUAACUUUGUCAAGAUUUCCUGCUCCGGGUAUAAUGCCAAACAGCUUUUCGUCAGCGAAUGAACCAGAACAAAAGCGUGCAGCUCAUCUCUGCAAGUUUUUUGCUAAAGGGUGGUGUAUGAAAGGGAAUACCUGCAGGUUUCUUCAUGUGAAAGAGAAUUCGAGUCACACUAGUCACCAACAGUCGGAGUAUAAUAUGGCUGGAAGCAGUUAUAUCCUGCCUGAGGAAGGAAGAAGAACAUCGGACAGCAAAGAAGGUCUAAGAGUUUCUCAGUUAAGCGAAAAUGGCAAGACCUCUUUGCAUACCAGAGAGGAUAUAUCUUUUCUGAAUCCUUCGGGUUCUCAAAGAAUUUUCCCAUCCCCGAACGAGAUGCACUUUAUGUCUUUGUAUGGAAACAUGGGAAGAGAGGGUCUGAAACAAAAGUGUGGCGCUGAUUUCACUGACAACAGGUCUGUAGUUAUUAAUAAAAGCAAUUCCUUCGCAUUGAGAAGCAUUCAUGAGCAUAGAUCUUUAAUCAAUACCUAUGGAAAAGCGGAUAUGGAGUCUUCUGGACCAGCCUGGACAGGAUCAUUAUUCAGUUCUGUACCUACGAAUGAGGGUGGUUCUACCUUGCGACAUUGUGAAAAUAGGAAUAGUAUAUAUGGAUCUGGAUCUCUUCCAACGCUGCAAGGGAUAUCUGUUUCUUCCGGUCAAGAUGCUGAAGGCAACAAUACUAGCAGUAAAAAGAAAGUUUCUUCAAAUGAUUGGGAACCUUCUGAACCUUUUCAACCAUCUUUUACAAUUCCACCUUAUAUACUUCCCUCAUCUGAUGCCCUCUACGAUCCUUUCACGGAUAUAGAGAAUUUAGAAGACAGAUCUCUUAAAGUUCCAUUGUCAAGUGAAGGAAAACAGGCAUGGAAAAAUUCUCAGCAGGAGAAAGAUGGUGAUUCUGCUAGUGGUCUCCGAGCACGGGAAUGCAAUAAUGAUGAUAAAAACAGUUCAUGCAGUCAAAAUCAGCACCAAGAAACUGUGGCGAGAAAGAAUUUGGAAGCAUAUGGAGGAGUGGAAGGGGUGGCUACUUCGGUGGUCGAUCAAAAUGAUGCGACAACACCUAGCAAAGAGAUUUCUUCGUCUGCGGCUGCAGAGAAUAGAGUUGUUUUGAAGAGAAGCAAACAUGUAGGGCAUGAUUCUUGGCAUAAAAGUGAUGGGUCUUCGUAUAAAAAGAUACUGAAAUCAGAUGAGGUAGAUGGUGAAGUAAGGUCAGAUGCUGGAAUGAAAGUAAUGAGACAAUUCCGGACUGCAGUUGUGGAAACCAUUAAAGAAAUGUUGAAACCGUUGUGGCGUGAGGGUCGUCUUAGCAAAGAUGUGCAUAACAUGAUAGUUAAAAAGGCUGCUGAAAAAGUAGUCAGCGCUGCUGUCCAGUUCCACCAGGUGCCAACUGACAGCGAAUCAGUUGAGCAAUAUCUUGGUUCUUCUGCAACCAGAAUUGUGAAGCUUGUCGAGGGGUACGCCGAGAAGUACGGCAAACACUAA